Molecule: messenger RNA, 2607 nt
Organism: Penicillium subrubescens
Lineage: Eukaryota; Fungi; Ascomycota; Eurotiomycetes; Eurotiales; Aspergillaceae
Product: condensin subunit BRN1
Exons: 3
Coding region: 1-2607 (868 amino acids)
Biological process (GO): mitotic chromosome condensation
Cellular component (GO): condensin complex
Molecular function (GO): chromatin binding
Source: RefSeq, a predicted model, not a curated record
AUGCCUCGUGUCGCAAAUAAGGCCCACCGUCGCUCAGGCGGCGGGAACUCUACCCCUCAGAAGAACGCGCCCAUCAGGAUUCCCCUCAACGAUGAUAUGGGCGAGAAAGCGGCGCGCAUGGAGGCCCGCCAAGCCCUCCACGACCGCCAGAUGAACCAGAUCAAGGCCGCAGUCAAGACGCCGAUGCCCGCCCGUCGAUAUCGCGAAGGAAGUGACGAUAGCCCCGCGACGCCUCGAGGAUCCAACCCUCGUGGUCGCGAAAGCGAUGUCAGUGGCCGGGGUGUGACGCCGAUGAAGCGCGUGCCCAUUCUGGCAAACUUUGAGGAAUGGAUGAAGAUGGCUACCGACAAUAAAAUUAAUGCAAACAAUUCCUGGAACUUCGCCCUGAUCGACUACUUCCACGACAUGUCGCUUUUGAAGGAAGGAGACGGCGUCAACUUCCAGAAGGCGAGUUGCACACUCGAUGGUUGUGUCAAGAUUUAUACCAGCCGUGUGGAUAGUGUUGCGACGGAGACGGGAAAGCUUUUGAGUGGCUUGGCCGACAGUCGCGAUAAGCGAGCCCGGGAUAAUGAGGCCGAGGGAGAGGACGGGGAUGAGGACGAGGAUGGUGAAGAGGGUGGAGGACGCAAGUCGCGCAAGAAGACACGAUCGCAUGAAGCCACACUCGCGCCGUCGUUCAACUCAUUACAACUUAAGAAAUUUGAACUGGAGUUUGCCGUUGAUCCUCUCUUCAAGAAGGCCUCCGCCGACUUCGACGAGGGUGGUGCCAAGGGCUUGCUCCUCAACCAUCUCGCUAUCGACGGACAUGGAAGAAUCGUGUUCGACAGCAGUGAUGAUGCAGUUGAUGAUAGCUCAAGACCUGCUGAAGGCGAUGGUGAUCGCCAGGAGUCUGCGGACCCAGAAUCACAAGACGAGGAAAAACCAAAACCUACCCAACAGGCUACCGAUACCUUUGAUGACGACUCCGACAUUGACCUCGCCACCCUGGCUAAUCAGUUCUUCCCGGAUCUCGAUCGUCUGGGCGAGCAGGAUAUCUGCCCCUCAUUGAAGAACUUUGAUCUUGGUGACCCUAGUGGAAACCUUGAUAUCCCUCUCCUCAAGGCUCCCGAGGAUUGGAGGCAUGAGAAGGCUGAUGAGGGUGAGGGUGCUCAAGAAGACCCGUCUGGUAUUAUGCUCGACGAUGACAAUGCUGUCGGCUUUGAUGACGAUGAUCUGGGUGGCUUUGACAUGAGUGGUGAUGCUGGCUUCGGCGACGGUGGAGAGGUCUGGGCACGAGAGGCCGCCUUGGAGCCCAUGCUCAAAGUUCACCGACUUGACCACGACGGUCAGGAUGCUGAUGGCGAUGAAGAAAUGGUUGACGAGGAUGCCUUCGCUAUCUCCAUGUCUCAUCAACCUAGCAAACAAGACCAUGAGAGCAUACUCAGUUACUUCGACAACGCUCUCCAGAAGAAUUGGGCUGGUCCCGAACAUUGGAAGAUCCGAAGGAUCAAAGAUACGACAGCCGCCAGGGACACGAGUUCGGCACCCAAGCAGCGCAAGGAGAAGGAGCCAUUCGAAAUUGAUUUCUCUGCACCACUUGAUCCUGCAAUUGCCGACCUCAUCUACACCCCUGCCAGUUCCAACUCUGCGAUCUCCGUCCCGAAGACUCAGUGGAAGACUAAGGGUCGUAAUCUGCUACCCGAUGACAAGCAUUUCAACUCUAAGAGCUUGCUUAGUUUAUUCCUGAAGCCCAAGGCCCGCAUGGGAUCAAGGAAACUCUUGGGUCGGAGAACACUAAAGGCCGGACCUGAACAGGUAUCCGGGCACGGCGAUAUGGACGAGGCAUUCUGGGCAAACCACAAAACGGAAGAUACCAGCGCUGAAGAGGGCGUUGGUGGUGCUUAUGAUGCCAAUUUCUUUGCUGACGACGAUGGUCUUGCUUUCCCGAAUGGCAUGGACCUUGAUGACGAUGAUGAUAACUUGCCAUUUGCAGAUGCGCGAGAGAUGUUGUCACCGGCAGCCGAGGGCCGUCCAGGAACUGCCGUCGGGAAUGCCACCGGCAUCACCGCUUUGUUGAAUAUGGUCGGUGCAACUCCUGGCCGUCCUGGUGCAGGCGGAUAUGGAUCCCAGCUUGUGACGCAAGGUGGACGCCGUGCACGACCAGAUUAUGUCAACUACGCUCGCGUAGCAAAGAAGGUGGAUGUCCGACGACUAAAGGUCGAAAUGUGGAAGGGCAUGGGUGAACGUCUGGUGUCUGCCUCAGAAUCCAGCUCUGCUUCACAGCCAGGAGCUGUGUCCAGUGACCCUCCAGCUGAACCUGACAGUGAGGCUGAUGAACCGGUCCCGCCAACUCCUCAAUCGAGCAGUCCCGCCAAGGCCCACGACUCCGACAAGGAUGGUCGUCUACGCUUCACGCAUAUCAUGAAUAGUUUGAAGACUGUCUAUCCCGCCGAGAUGUUGCGCGACAUUAGCACAUCAUUCGGUUUCAUUUGCCUACUCCAUCUGGCCAAUGAACAGGGCCUCGUUCUGGAGAGUGACAUGGACCAGAUAGCCAACGGCGCCAUCAGCCUGGAGGAGAUAUUUGUCAGUCGUGAUGCCCACGCCAUCAUCGAAGAGGGAGGAAUGUGA